GUAUACAAGCAUUUGUUUGUAUACUUCUUUAUUACGAUUGCGUAUUGUUUCUAUUCUAGGUUUUACGAAAAUCUUCUUUGGCUGUUGUCAGAAUAAAUUAUGUUGUGGCGAAUGUGGAAAUAAAGAAAAAUACGUGAAAAGUUAAAUUUUUAUAAAAUAUCUUCUUAUGAAUUAACUUUGAGUAAGUGAUUGCCAUGGCAUUGAGGAACACUAACAAUUUACAUAAGAAUGACAACGAAUGGAACGACAAUAUUGAUGAGCCCAAUGAGACUGAAGGACAUAACAACCCGGAUGAAAACACUAGUUGUGAUAUAUUUGUCGUCCUCACAGACAUGGUUCGUAAUCAUUAUUGCAAUUACCUUGAAAAGCAAUUGCUGGAAAAUAUAUGUGCUUGGCGCGCAAAUGCGGCGCAAAACAAUGAAAGUGCCAAAUUUGAUUUGGAACUGGAACUCGUAGAAAAAGCUACCUUAAAGAAAUGCUGCCGCCACCUUGAGGAUAAAGCAAUAAAGGCGUGUAUGCAUGCCCGCCGUUACCAGCGUUCUAUGUUAAAAAUAAUAGCUGAAGUACGCCGCAGCACACAAGAAUUUCGUCUCGAAAAUGAAAUAAAACACUUCCUUGUCACCGAGGGAAACAAGUCAAUGUUAAAUAACCAAAGACAAAAAGCGACUCAAACUGAUGUUCAGAUGUUCCGAAACAAUGCCGAUCAGAAUAGUUUAUUAAUAGAACGCAGGUCCACUGAUGUAAACACACCUAGUAGCUUAUCGCUACAACGUAAAAUCGAAGUAUUUCAAGAGCAGUUUAUACAAGCUGGGGAUCCUACUAGUAUAUUGUCAGAAAGCAGACCAAUUGAUACCAGUCAUGGUCGAAACGCAUCGUUACAACACAAAAUUGAAAUGUUUCAAGAGCACCUUAACCAAGCCACAGCAGCCAAGGUAGCGGCGACACAUAAAGUAUCUUCCUCCAAGGUGCUACAAGACUUCACGCCAAUUAACAAUCCACUUUCUAAAAAUCUAAACGAAAAAUAUUGUAAAUCAUUUAAAUUUGAUAACACUUUCCCUAAAGUUUCGGACAUGAGCGUAAAAAAGCAGAAAAUAAAGUCAAGAAGCCCGAAAGUAACAACUGCUGUACGUGAAGUGAGAAUAAAGAGAUCAGAUGUAAAGAAAACCCCGCCACCUAUAAACAAUAUUACCGUACCGGUGCCUAGUGAUCAAAUCAACAAUGUCAACCCUACAUUGCUCAAGAAUGUUGAUAGCAAUGCCGUGGAAGAGGAUGACGAAAUUGCUUUGGAGCUGGCACAGUUAUUUAGCGAAGAGAAGUCUGAAUUGGAAGAACUACUUGGUCUUAAUUCGAAAAGCGAAAUGGAUGAUCCGCAAGUUCGUAGUGUUUUAGAAGAGAUUGAAAACGCAUCAUUGGUGCACGAACUCAAACAAAAGCAAUCUGAAACUCAGCAAAACAGAGAUUAUAAACCCUGCAAACAGAAUCUAUCACCAGUUAAUGAAGACCAUUCAUCAAAUGUAUCCAAAUCCCCCAUACAAAAUUGCCAUAACAAUGAUUUAACCCAGCCACUUCGAUCAACGUCAAGUCAAAUUGAAACGACAGCUUCCAAUUUGCGACACAGUUUAUGGCCUUGUGAAUUGUAUAUGCAACGACGACGUUUAUCAGCAUCAUUAAGUCACUUACUGGAGGAAGACUUUCGAUGGCAUGAUCUCAUCAAAUGGAAAUUUCACACACUUUUCGGUGAAGAUAGCGAAGAUGAAUUUGCGCCAUGCAGCCCUUCUAUCGACUUAGACGAAAUACUCAUUUGCAGUUGCAUCCGGCGCAUAUCUCCAUGGAUGGUAAAGCAUUUAAUGAAACCGAUGCGUGCCGGUCUUAUAGCCAAUCGUUUUUUGUUUAAAAAAUUGGCUAAAAGUUUAGCGCAUUCCAUCAUUUUGGAAAAUCAAUAUCCAAAUGAACGUUUCAUUAAACACGCAGUGGAAGAGUACUUUUGCCUGCAUCAGGCUGUGGUCAGUUUGGAGGAUUUAAUCGAUAUGCCCAAUUUGAGAGCUAUUAAUGAUAAUCCUGAGAGCGCUUACUUAAAGAAAAUAUGAAAACUGUAUUAGCAAAAUUACAAUAACAAAAACAAACAGAAAUGAAAAGAGCUUCAGCGUAAAUAAAACACCCACAGCAUCAAAAGAAUACAAAUAAAGCGGUUCUUUUCGUUAAAAACCGAAGAAUUUGCAAAUUUCAAGAAAAAUCUUUUCGAUUCUUCUAAACAUUUUAUGAA
This is a messenger RNA of Ceratitis capitata (Mediterranean fruit fly), 2263 nucleotides long. RefSeq lists its product as uncharacterized. The transcript has 5 exons. The record is from RefSeq and is a predicted model, not a curated record. Lineage: Eukaryota; Metazoa; Arthropoda; Insecta; Diptera; Tephritidae. The coding region runs from base 195 to 2087 and encodes 630 amino acids.